Pieris napi is the source of this 1323-nucleotide messenger RNA. RefSeq names its product pollen-specific leucine-rich repeat extensin-like protein 1 (gene TwdlE). The transcript is spliced from 3 exons. NCBI's taxonomy places the organism in Eukaryota, Metazoa, Arthropoda, Insecta, Lepidoptera, Pieridae. The record is from RefSeq and is a predicted model, not a curated record. Bases 137 to 670 code for a protein of 177 amino acids.
CGUAAGGUUGCGCAAAGCAUGAGGACCAUCGAAAGUGCCCCCACCCUAGGUUAGAGCGGAAACCUCUUAAAUACUCUGCUUCAUUCUCUCUGCUGGACAUACACUGUCUUUGCCUGCGUACUAUUUGUGCAUCAGGAUGUGUCAAAAAAUGGUGAUGCAGACAAUAAUUUUCGCGGCGGUGUUGGCGUGUGCUGUAGCGAGGCCGGAGCCCCCAUCAUCGUAUGGUCCCCCGGCGACGUCUUACGGGGUACCUGCCCCGCAGUACGGUCCACCUCAACAACCGAUUGUUCACAAACAUGUCUACGUUCACGUCCCGCCUCCCGAUAACGAACUGCCCAAACCCCAGAAGCAAAUAUACGUGCCUCCUCCACAAAAACACUACAAAAUAGUGUUCAUUAAAGCGCCAACACCGCCAACGCCGACCGCACCAGUUAUUCCAGUACAGCCUCAGAACGAAGAAAAGACACUUGUAUAUGUGUUGGUUAAAAAGCCUGAGGAUCAACCUGAUAUUGUGAUUCCCACACCUGCCCCGACACAGCCAUCAAAACCGGAGGUCUAUUUCAUCAGAUAUAAGACACAGAAACAAGACGGAUACCCUGCUGCAGCGCCACCAGCUUCUCAAUACGGUCCACCCGCUUCCGCUCCAUCUUCUGAAUACGGCGCUCCUUAAAAAUAAAAAUUUUAGAAACACGCUUUCCUUAGAAUACCUUUUAACGUAAGUAGGAAAACCAAAAAUAUGUAUACAUUUAUAUUUUUAUAUUUAGUAUAUGCUAAGUUUGUUGACCGUGACCGCAAAACGAUAAAUUGUAGUUAGUUUGUGCCAUUUCUUAACCCUCUUAGUUUGUGUCUCCAAUAAUUCAAAUUUCGAAAUUAAUCUUUCAAUAGACUAUCGAUUAUCGAAGGAUUUUUCUAUUUUUUGGCAAUCGAAGCUCUCAUUACGUAGAUGGCAUAGCUACAUCAACUGUAACACAAAUUAACCUAUUUCGUGUCGUAGUAAAUAAAUAAAAAUAUUAUCUGUGAUAUCAGAAAUAAGAGUACUUAAUAAUUUAAUAUGUACACAAAUUCGACUAUUUGAGAUUAAUAUUAUUUUUUAUAUAUAAUAUUUAUCUAUUGGAAACCAGAUAUACCUACGCAGAUGAUCGAGUAAAGCCAAUCGCUUAUAGUUAUUUUGAUUAGUUCAAUGGGUCAUGCGGGUAGAAUCAUUAUAGAGAAACAUCAGCUUAGUUAUAUCAAUUUCAACUGCAUAAUGCAAAAUAUAUUUUCUUGUAAAUACACUUUUUUAUAUGUACGUCUUGUUGAUAAAAAAUAAAAUGUUGAUGUUAA